UUUGGUUGGUGGCGCUGUGCGCAUGCCCAAUGCUGAUGCCGGUUAUGGCGGCGGUGUGUAUGUUUCCAUGAGGCGGUUAGCAAGAGCCAUUCCCACGGACUGAGAGAGCAAAGAGAGACCGAGGCCAUGGCUGGCGUGUUCGAUAUUGACUUGGACCAGCCAGAGGAAAAUGUCUCCGACGAUGAACUGGAUGAGGGGGCUGAGAUCAGCGAGUACAUGGACCAGUGCAGCGGUUUUGAAUUUAACAUGGAUGACUGUGAGAAGUUUGAGAUAUCAGAAGACAGUGUUAACAAGGGAACGGAACAGAUUCGUCCGGAGUGUUUUGAGCUGCUGCGGGUCUUAGGGAAAGGAGGUUAUGGCAAGGUUUUCCAAGUUCGAAAAGUGUCUGGAGCCACUUCAGGAAAAAUAUUCGCCAUGAAAGUCCUUAAGAAGGCCAUGAUCGUGCGGAACGCGAAGGACACGGCCCACACCAAGGCCGAGCGGAACAUUCUGGAAGAGGUGAAGCACCCGUUCAUCGUGGACCUGAUCUACGCCUUCCAGACCGGCGGCAAGCUGUACCUCAUCCUGGAGUACCUCAGCGGUGGGGAGCUGUUUAUGCAACUGGAAAGGGAAGGAAUUUUCAUGGAGGACACAGCCUGCUUUUAUCUGGCGGAGAUCUCCAUGGCCCUGGGGCACCUGCAUCAGAAAGGCAUCAUCUACAGGGACCUGAAACCAGAAAACAUCAUGCUCAAUAACCACGGUCAUGUGAAGCUGACAGACUUCGGACUGUGCAAAGAAUCGAUCCACGACGGCACGGUCACCCACACUUUCUGUGGUACCAUAGAGUACAUGGCUCCAGAGAUCCUCAUGAGGAGCGGACACAACCGAGCGGUGGACUGGUGGAGUCUGGGGGCCCUAAUGUACGACAUGCUGACAGGCGCGCCUCCCUUCACUGGUGAAAACAGAAAAAAGACCAUUGACAAAAUUUUAAAGUGCAAGUUGAACCUCCCACCCUACCUCACACAAGAAGCCAGGGACCUUCUAAAAAAGCUGCUUAAAAGAAACGCCUCAUUACGACUUGGGGCGGGACCAGGAGAUGCCACUGAAGUGCAGACCCACUCCUUCUUCAGACACAUUAACUGGGAGGACCUCCUCGCACGAAAAGUGGAGCCUCCAUUCAAACCUUUCCUCCAAUCUGCGGACGACGUGAGCCAAUUCGACUCCAAGUUUACGAGCCAGCCCCCCGUAGACAGCCCUGACGACUCCACGCUAAGCGAAAGUGCCAAUCAAGUCUUCCUGGGGUUUACAUACGUAGCUCCGUCUGUGUUGGAAAAUGUCAAGGAGAAAUUCUCGUUCGAGCCAAAAAUACGUUCGCCGAGACGAUUUCUUGGAAGCCCAAGGACACCCGUCAGUCCUGUGAAGUUCGCUGGAGGCGACUGCUGGCCCCGGGGGUCCUCACUGCUGGGAGCUCCCACCCUGCAGACCCCCACAGAGCUGGCCAUGGAGGUGUCCGCCAUGGAGCAGAUGGACGUCACCACCAGCGCAGAGGCCUCGGCCCCCCUGCCCAUCAGGCAGCCCUCGGGUACCAACACGGGGUCCUUCAAGAAGCAGGCCUACCCCAUGCUCUCCAAACGGCCCGAACAUCUACGCAUGAAUCUAUGACGUUCAGCUCAACUUAGGCUUCGGUUUGUUUUGUCUAUAUAUUUUUUUUUCAUUUUUUUAGGACUAUUACAGAGGACUAAAACUGACCGCCAGCAGUACCAUACCCCCUCCUACCAUGCACCCCCCUCCAUUUUAUGAGCUUGUGCUGCAGUGGGCUUUAGGGGGAGACGCUGGCCUACGGUCAUCGUGGGGGUCAGAGGGGUUGGUGUGGUCAGUUUGAUCGAGUGAGACUGGGCCUGACCCCUAACCGCUAAGAUGAAUUUCUACUAUUAUACCAUUGCAGUGCGUCAGGGUAAUUGUGCGAGUGCAAAAAAAAAAAAAAAAAGUAACCCGUUUCAGCAACAGCCAUCAAAAAAAAUAAAAAGAAGGAAAAAAAAGUGAUUGGCCAUUUGCUGCAGACUGGCUGAACGCGCCAUGGUGCUCCACUCGAGUCGAUCAAACGCUGUCGAGGAACUGCUUCCGUGAAUGCUUUAAAAUAUUUUCCAGUGUUACUCUGGGUGCAGCAUUGCUUUCCUGUUCAGAAUGACGUGACUGAAAUCAUUGGACUCUGAGAGACUGUAACAGAAGUGAUAAAAUUACUUUACCAAGCAGGGAUUCCCUCGUAAGUCUUACAUAGUAUAUCCGAGUGCUGCAGAAGCAUGCAGCCGAAACACUAUUAAACCAAGGAAUCGACCUAUAUGACCGCCUCAAUAAAAAAAUCGAAGUGUGUACUUUUUAAA
Messenger RNA from Conger conger (European conger), 2360 nucleotides. It is a transcript of the gene rps6kb1a, whose product is annotated as ribosomal protein S6 kinase b, polypeptide 1a. The transcript is spliced from 15 exons. Lineage: Eukaryota; Metazoa; Chordata; Actinopteri; Anguilliformes; Congridae. The record is from RefSeq and is a predicted model, not a curated record. Gene Ontology annotation, biological process: signal transduction; protein phosphorylation. The coding region runs from base 127 to 1641 and encodes 504 amino acids. Gene Ontology annotation, molecular function: protein serine/threonine kinase activity; ATP binding.